AGAAGGUCGCAUAUGACGAGACACGGUUCCAUAUAUCUUCAAGAUAAGAUGCAAUCGCAUAUAAGGCACCCUCGAUGACCACCCGGAGACUCCUCAAAUCAACGACUGGAAUACGACCUCUAACCUACGACAAAUUUUGAACGCCGUACGCACGCAGCUUUUGCCUUGACAACAUGGCUGAAGCACCCCUUCAAGACGCCCAUGGGCGCCCGAUAUAUGGCUUGGACCAAAACGGAUAUCCAUGGAUGAACGCUCUGGCUACGGUGAUGUAUCUCCUCGUCGAUCCCGACCAGCCCAUCUCACAAACCUACCCGCGUCUCCAUAGAAUCGUCCGCAGACGCUUCCAUGACGCCAUGAUUGCGAGGGGCCAUACGAAGAUCUCCCAGUGCACACAUGCUGAUGCGAAGGGCAUCAGGACCGACGACUCCGAGAAGCAAGCGGAAGACCUAGAGCUAUCAUCGAAUGAAACCGACAAGACGCGGGAUCGAUGGCGGAAAGCGUGCGAGGAUCUGACGGAUAUCUGGGACCGGACAGGAUUUUAUGGAGCAGGAACAUUUGCCAGUGUAUUCAGCGCGCGACAUCGGCUCAUGCCGUCCGAUUUGUGGGCCGUCAAGAUGGAAAGACUGAAGACCAACCAGAUGGCAUGGCUAAAGUGGGACUCGCCCAAGAUGACCCGUCUGGCCGAAGACACCGGGGAAUUGCCGUAUGUGCCCCGCGAAGCGUUGCUUUUACUCCUGCUAGAUCAGUGCGAACGGUUUCCGACCCUACACUCGGUCUACUCCUGCGGUUCAUAUUCGUCGACCAUCAUGGAGGGCUAUGCCGACGAUGCCCAUAGCGUCGCGCAUCUCACCCAACCUCUGCCGGCCGACUACGACCAGGCGGCGGCGCGGCUCCUUCCGAGCCGGACGGGGAUAGUUCUCAUGGACCAGAAACGGCCCGUGCUGAACGAGAUCCAGUCGUGCAAGGUUGCCUCCCAGUUGCUCGAGGGGUUUGCCGCUCUCCGGGAUAUGAACGUGUCGCACGGAGACCUGUCUCAUAAUAACUAUAUGAUACAGGAGGAUCUGGAGACGCACCUCAUCGACCUCGGCCUGCUGAGCUUUGGACUCGACGACGUGGAUUUCCAAGCCGAGAUCAGCGGGCAUAUUUUCUUCCGGGAGUAUCAAUUAACCCCGGAGCAGGCUAUGGAGCACACGAAGCUGCUCGACGGGGUGGAUUUCGAGGGGCUCCGUAAAUUCAAUUUCGACUGUAAGUUACCGCACGAUGCACGCUGCUUUCACCUGUGGCAUUUGGUGUGCAUCUUCUACGAGGUGCUGCAUGGGUAUGCGGCAUGGGAGAAUCGAGCCUGGAACCCCAAUUUGAGCCGAGAGCAAAACGAACUCCGCAAAUUCUAUCUCACCACUGUGGGCGUAGACGAGGCACUUGCUCGGCGGGACCGCCUGAUCAACGAGGAUCUGCCGAUCCGCGAGGACUUGUCGCAGGACUGCGCGGAUAUGCUGCGGAUGACGUUCGAGAAGGAUCCCCCGUUGAGACCCACGCUCACCGAGAUGGAGGCCAUGUCGUGGUUUGGUCAAUGGGCAUUUCACCCCGAGGGUGAAUUUCACCGGCCACCGGUCGAGGAUGUCACAUAUCCUCCUCGCGACGAUGUCCCAUGUCCUCCUCGCGAUGAUGUCACAUAUUCUCCUGACGACGGUGUCCCAUAUCCUCCUCACGACGACUAGGCCUGGGUGUCAGUGGCCGGCCUGCCAGAGAGGUACGUAUGUCAC
Molecule: messenger RNA, 1763 nt
Organism: Aspergillus campestris IBT 28561
Lineage: Eukaryota; Fungi; Ascomycota; Eurotiomycetes; Eurotiales; Aspergillaceae
Product: Protein kinase domain-containing protein
Exons: 2
Coding region: 174-1718 (514 amino acids)
Biological process (GO): peptidyl-serine phosphorylation; protein autophosphorylation; autophagosome organization
Cellular component (GO): autophagosome; cytoplasm
Molecular function (GO): protein serine/threonine kinase activity; ATP binding
Source: RefSeq, a predicted model, not a curated record